Molecule: messenger RNA, 2054 nt
Organism: Dendronephthya gigantea
Lineage: Eukaryota; Metazoa; Cnidaria; Anthozoa; Malacalcyonacea; Nephtheidae
Exons: 2
Coding region: 403-1560 (385 amino acids)
Biological process (GO): regulation of transcription by RNA polymerase II
Cellular component (GO): nucleus
Molecular function (GO): RNA polymerase II cis-regulatory region sequence-specific DNA binding; DNA-binding transcription factor activity, RNA polymerase II-specific
Source: RefSeq, a predicted model, not a curated record
UCGGUCUUACUAAGAUGAAACGCUCAUCCUGCAUAAAUCACAAAAACCUCUUUGAUGUACAGUUUAUAUCUACGUCGUUCUAGGGAGAUAUGGUUUAUAUAUGGGUGUAUAUUGCAUGCAUGUAAUGCCAAUGCCAUAAUACAUCAGUGUUGCGUCAUGGAGUUUGUGUUGGAUAUAUGCAAGUGGUCUUGAUCGCUGAUUGGUUAAAGAUGUUACUUAGACUAUCACAUGAUGAGGACUUACAUAAGGCGACUGACACAAAAGGGAAAAGAGUAUUUCCCUUCUGUACAGCGUUGUGUGAACAACAAAAUUAAAGCAUUAUAAAACAGUGUUAAAAUAGCAUUUCAUUCAUCUGAAAACGUUUGGUGGCGGUUAAAACACUUGGGUUACUGCUUAGAAACGAUGGAAGAUGUACAGAGCCUAAAUUUUGACUUCAUGGACAACGAAUUUAGCUUUGAAUCGAGCUUCGAGAGUUAUAACAAAGAAUCGCAGACACGAGAAGAAGAGAUUAAUAAUAACAUUGAAAACAACGAAACGGCUUUCCAAAAUCCAACAUCGAAUUGGAUGGGUGAUAUUUUGUUUGGUAACAAGGAAGAGCUAGAAUGCGUCAGCGAAGAAAUUUCAAGUGAGGGGCUUCCAAGUAAAAGCGGCAGCGAGGAUUUAUGUCUGGAUAACUGGUUGCAACCAGAUACGUUUGCCCAACCGCCAGAACACCGUCCUGUCUUUCCUCACAAUCAAGCAAGCACUGUAAAUGAUGCACAGGUUAUUGCAGACGACCCGGACUUCGCUUUUACGAACUCGCUUGACCUCGCUUUAAAGGAGGGCGUUUGUACCCCAAACCAAAAAGUAACUGAAUCUUUGACAAACAGUGACGAGAUAGACUCUUUCGUAGAGAAAUUUCACAAAAUUGAUGAAAAUGUGCUCAAAGGAGUCGAAGGUAAAACUUCAAUCGAAAGAACUCAUUUCGGCGAAGUAAAAAGGCGAAGGCCUCCCGAAAUGGAACAGAAACAUAAAAAUAAAAAACCAAAAUUAAACGUUUCCGAAUUCAAUACCAAGAAUUCAGAGUCGGCUAUUUCGACAAAAACCAAAGACGCGUCGCUAUGUACUGUCGGAAGACGCCGUAGGGGUCGAUCCGACACGAAGUCAAGAAGUCGUCGAAGUGCACAAACCUCGUUCGGUGAGAAUUCGACGUCAAGCCCCGCUGCCGAAGUACCAUCUCUUUCCCCGGUUAAUCCCAACGCGUAUUUUGACGAUGAAGAGUUAAUAGCUCUUGAUACAAAGGAACUAAAUUUAAGAGUAAAAUAUUUACCGAAGAAAAUCGUUAAUGAAAUAAAACAUCGACGUAGAACUUUAAAGAAUCGUGGCUACGCCCGAUCAUGUCGAGAGAAAAAAAUUGAUGAAACUACAAGUUUACAAGAAAACAACUCUCAUUUAGAAAAAGAACUUGCCGGUACUGGCUUUGAAUUACAUCUGGCUAAACUGCAACGAGAUGAGUGGAGGAAGAAAUACGAAACUUUAAUUUCUGAAAUAAAGAAGCGAGGUAUCAAAGUAGAAGCGUAGAAUAUCAAAUGCGACAAAUAAAAAAGGCCGGUUUGAGCCAGAUUAAACCGCGAACCUUAUAGCAACAGCGGCAAGCCGAAAAAAACGUAUUUAGAUAAUUCUGUAUGGUAGUGUAUGAAUUACAUUAUAAGGACAUACUAACGGUCCUGAGUGAUAUAAUACUGUGUGUGUAACACUGUAAUACUGUGUGACAUCACUCAUCAGUUAAUAAAAAUUUCCGAGGUGCAAUAUACUCAGGUCUGAAAAAAUUGUAAAGUUUCAACGGUUAAUUCGUAAUGGUAGCGAUUUAUAUUAAGUGGUGCAUGCUAUUUUAUAGUUUAGCAGUUGCGUUGUUGCACUAACAUGGGUGACAAAAAGAAUAUAAAAAGUAAUGCUAUAUGAUUUAAUCAUUAGAUUUGACGCGAUGAUAUCAUCGUUUUAGUUUUAUGUAUACACCGUUGCUCGUAUUGUUAUUAAUGCUAAAAAAUAUUGUAAAGUGGUAAAUAUAUAUUAAG